CCCGGACCUAUGAAGAAGGCUCUCCCUCCCCUCCAGCCUGCUCGGCACCUCCCUGCCACCAUGGGCUGCAAGCUCCACGCUAUGUUGUUGUGUUGAUAUUGAGAUAUUUCAGUAAUCAAAUAUGAAUCAUGCAUCUGAUAUUUCUGGCCACUUUGCUCGUCAGCAUCCUCCCGCUUUGGUUUCACGCAUCACUGGCGUCAUCCGUUUCUCUUAGAGCAGAGGACAAGGUUGAGAGGGACGCAGUGCCGGUGAAGCAACAGGCAACUGCAGCAACCGCUAUUGAAAACACAACACACCAUGCAGCCGAGCAUGUGAUCACCUUCCCAUCCCGCCUAAUCUACUACCUAAACGAGGGCUCAGAGAGCACCUACCAUGACCUGGACACGAAAGUCAGGAGCCAAGCCAGUGACGGUCAGGCAAUUCACCUUGCUCAGGUUAGCUUCCAGCUGGAAGCCUUUGGCGCCCGAUUUGUUCUGGAUCUAACAUUGAACAAUGACCUCCUGUCUUCAGAUUAUGUCGAGAUCCACUACGAGGGGGGUAAACCUGUCAUCUCAAAGGGCGGGGAACACUGUUACUACCACGGCCAGGUGAGAGGGAACGAAGGCUCCCGCGUGGCCUUAUCUACCUGCAACGGGCUGCAUGGGAUGUUUGACGAUGGAGCCCAUGUGUAUGUAAUGGAGCCGCUACAACAGACUCAUUCAAUUUACGCAGCUGGAAGGCCUCAUCAGCUCAGAAGAAGUGCAUCGCUUCAGUGGACAAAUGACUCACGAGAGCCGGUGGGGGAAGAGCAGCUCUUCUCGGCGCUCGGUGACUUGUCCUGGCUGAAGCGCAGGAAAAAGCGAGCCAUCUCUGUAUUUGAGGAGAUGAAAUAUUUGGAGAUCAUGAUUGUUAGUGACCACAGCAUGUACAAACGACACAAAACCAUGCAGUACACCAGGAAUUUUGCCAAGUCGGUGGUGAAUCUUGUGGACGCUGUCUUCAAAGAGCAGCUGCGAACACGCGUGGUGCUCGUCGCUUUGGAGACCUGGACAGACAAAGAUCACAUUCCCGUCAGCGUGAGGCCGCUGGAAGUGCUGCGUGAUUUCUCCAAGUACCGCCAGCAGAGCAUUAAGCACCACGCAGAUGCCGUGCACCUCUUCUCAAACGUGACCUUUCACUACCGGAGAAGCAGCGCCGCCUACUUUGGGGGCAUGUGCUCUGUGAGCCGUGGAGUUGGGGUCAAUGAGUACGGCAGCGCCUGGUCCAUGGCAGGCUCUUUAUCCCAGAGCUUGGCUCAGAAUCUGGCCAUCCAGUGGGACCCUGCAUCCAAAAGAAAGGAAUGUGGUUGCACUGAUUCGUGGAUAGGCUGCAUAAUGGAGGACAUUGGUGUCCAACACCCACGAAGAUUCUCCAAAUGCAGCAUCUCGGACUAUAAAGAGUUCCUCCUGAAAGGUGGCGGCUCUUGUCUGUUUAACAGGCCGACAAAGCUCUUCGAGGCCACCGAGUGUGGAAAUGGAUUUGUGGAAGUAGGAGAGGAGUGUGACUGCGGCGCAAGAGCGGAAUGUUACAAGGGAUGCUGCAAAAAAUGUUCCCUGGCCAGUGGGGCGCACUGCAGCGAUGGCCCCUGCUGCAAUAACACGUGCCUGUUCUUCCCACGGGGUUACAGUUGCCGCUACGCUGUGAAUGACUGCGAUAUCUCCGAGACCUGCUCUGGGGACUCUGGACAGUGUCCUCCCAAUCUGCAUAAACAAGAUGGUUAUCUGUGCCAGGUAAACCAGGGUCGCUGUUACACGGGGGAGUGCAAGACCAGAGAGAACCAGUGCAGAUACAUCUGGGGACCAAAGGCUGGGGGCUCAGAGAAGUUCUGCUACGAGAAGCUAAACACAGAGGGCACAGAGAAGGGCAACUGUGGAAGGGAUGGCGACAACUGGAUCCAGUGCAGCAAACAUGAUGUUUUCUGUGGUUAUCUUUUGUGUACCAACAUCGGCCGCGUCCCACGGAUUGGAACAAUGAAAGGCGAUAUCACCCCCAACUCUUUUAACCAUCAAGGCAGGCUGAUACACUGCAGUGGUGGACAUGUUCUUUUGGAUGAUGAGACCGAUUUAGGCUACGUGGAUGAUGGGACUCCUUGUGGGCCGUCCAUGAUGUGCCUUGACCACAAGUGUCUCUCUAUCCAGUCACUCAACAUUAGCACUUGCACCAUUGGACCAAAUGGACAAGUGUGUUCUGCCCAUGGGGUGUGCAACAAUGAAGCCACAUGCACUUGUGACACUACCUGGGCGGGGACGGACUGCAGUAUGCCCGACCCUCCAAAAGCACCCGACACAACGCCAACUCAAGGACCCAAGGGUCCUAGUGCCACCAAUCUAAUAAUAGGUUCCAUUGCCGGAGCCAUCCUUGUGGCUGCCAUAGUGCUGGGGGGGACUGGAUGGGGUUUUAAAAAUGUGAAGAAACGACGGUACGACCCCAACGCCUCAGCCAUUUAAACCUGCAGGGGAAGAUGCCAAUCACAGAUGGACUUCUUCAAGGCUUCCUUUGUUGGCUACCAGACAGCUGGACUGCACUUAACUGCUGCUGACUUUUGGCAUUAGAUUUACUUGAAUAAUAAUGACAACUACAAAAAAAAUAUAGUGGACAUUUUAACAAAUUCCAUUGUAGUGACUUUAGACGCGCAGCCUUUUAGCCUUUCACAUCACGCAUAACCCACCCUCCAACGCAACCUGAUCUCUGGAAUGACAGAGAUCCUCUACCAUUUUUUGGAUUUCGUGCCAGUCUCACACCUGACAUGAUUUUACACGCUCAUAAAGUGCUUCUUUCUGGUCCUCCGGCAUGAAGAGCUCCUCUCCACGGGGUUCUGCAUGGCUACGUAAGCUAUGAAUAUACAGCAAAAAAACACCCAUCUCAAGAGAAAGGGAAGCAUCUCUUGUGGAAAACAAUUGCAUGUGAGGCGGGCCGCUCGAUGAAUUGUAAAUAUAAUAAGGAUUUCAGGUUUGAAAUGAUUUCCUUCAUGUCUUUUUGUUUUUUUUUACCUUAGCAUGUUUUAUAGCAAGCUAUUGGAACACCUUUGUUAUGAUUUGGGGCACAAAAUGUAACCUUCAGAGCCUCGCUGUGUGGGGUCAAAGGUGAACGAGCGAGACGGGAGGGAAGAAGCGCGUCAGCUUUAGUGAGAUGGAGUCCAAUAAGCGGCCCCUGCGGCAGUAUUUUCCAGCGUGACUCAAAAAGCCAAAGAACCUAAUCACCAUGAACAUAUGGAUGUUGCACACAGAGCACUUUGCCCUCUGUCUGCCUCGCGUCGCGAUGCGAGGCCAUCAAGUCCCGACACGCGACCAACCAGGGCUCACCCAUCCACACGCACGGCAUCAGGCUUCAGCCUUUUACACUCAUAAACUCCUAGUAGGAACCGAGUGUCCCGGGAUCGCUGCAUGCAAUCACUAUUGUAUCGUGGGCUUAUUAUAAUUCUAUAUAGGAGUCCCCCAGAAGCUGUAAGAAAAUAUGCUACAAAAAGAUAGGUGCAUGUCAACAACGAAACAUUUAACUUUUAUUUACUAUGCAAAGAGAGAUAUUGCACAAGUGUAUGGGUAAUAAAGGAGUCAGCUAGUCAUUGUUUAUACUUGGUCGGUCCUUCGUCUUCUUUCAUUUUGCUUGAACUGGAGUCAUGCCGGCCAUAAGUAAGCAACAGAAAACACCUCUUUACAUUUGUGGAAGUCGUGUGUGUGUGUGUGUGCGUGUGUGUAUGUGUGUGUGCGUGUGUGUGUGU
Entelurus aequoreus (snake pipefish) is the source of this 3736-nucleotide messenger RNA. It is a transcript of the gene adam23b, whose product is annotated as disintegrin and metalloproteinase domain-containing protein 23. Gene Ontology annotation, biological process: proteolysis. Gene Ontology annotation, cellular component: presynaptic membrane. Bases 129 to 2465 code for a protein of 778 amino acids. The transcript has 26 exons. The record is from RefSeq and is a predicted model, not a curated record. NCBI's taxonomy places the organism in Eukaryota, Metazoa, Chordata, Actinopteri, Syngnathiformes, Syngnathidae. Gene Ontology annotation, molecular function: metalloendopeptidase activity.